UCCAGAACCGCAACAGUCGUUCACAUUCACGUCUCUCGCUUUCCAUUUUCGACUUCAAGGAUGCUUCGAUCGCUGUUCCCGUUUUCUCUCUCAUUACAUCUCUUUGGUUUUCGACGGCCGGUGCGGCUGUGGUUAGGCCCCCUCCUAUGCGAAGGAGCACGACUGCCUUCGAUGGCCAGUACAUCAGCACCUCUGCGGACAGCACCGCCGUAGAAUGGUGGUACCUCCAGGCUCUUGCCUCAGACGUCGAGGGCGACAACCCUCCAGCGAACGUGCAAGUUCUGUACUACCAAGGUUACCCGGUUUCAGAUGGCUCUACUGCGACCCAGACGGGCCAGCCUGAGUACUACAUCACGAUCAACGGCAUGUUCGCCAACGGCACGGUUUUCAACUUCAACGUGCCUACUUCGACCGGCGCUGUCACUACGUCGGGCAACGCUGUCACCGGAAAGUGGGGCGACGCUGGCGAGUUCGCCGUCACGGAUGAUCUCUCUUCGCUGUCAGCGACAGUGAGCGCAGCGGACUAUGGCAUCGAGGCCUCGAUUUCCUUUACCUCACGCACGUCGCACCACUUUGGCUGCAACAACACCGACGACGCCUACUUCGACUCCGCUGUGUCCUCGUCGCAGUCUCUCAGCACCCCAGAGCAGCUGCUCUACAAGCAGCUCGGGUGGGCGACGACGAUCCCAGGCGGCACCGCAAACGUGACGCUCACCGUGAACGGCACAGCGCUCUCCUUCGUGGGCACGGCCUACCACGAUGCGAACUGGCUGCCGGCUGCGCUCAACGAGGCGGUCAGCAGCUGGUACUUCCUGAACGCGGCGGUCGGCUCAUACGACAUGUCCGCGGUGCUCGUGCAGCCGGUCAACUCGUCGCUACAGCUUGGCACGGGCUUCCUCGCCAAGGACGGCGUCGUCCUCCAGAACCAGUGCAGCGUCGUCGGCGGCCGCACGACCGACAUCAGCACCGCGACGCCCACUGGGUCGUACACCGACGGCGGCCUCACCCUCCCGACUGGCUUCACGCUCAGCUACACGCUUGCGAAUGGAGACGAGUACACGUUCGACCUGAAGUCGCAAGGUGCGAAUCCGAACCAGGCGAUCUACCAUCGCUGGAUCGGCAGCGCGACUGGGGGACCCGUGGGCGGAGCGCAGGAGACGGGCACGACGGUGUUCGAGUGGCUGAACCCCGGCAAUAACGUCUACAAUCCUUAAGGACACUCUUUAUUGUGAUUUCGUGGGCGGAAAAGAGGCUUUCGCAGGUACUUACUCUCGUAUUCGAAGGUUGUGUACUUCUUGACCUGCGCUGGCCAAUCUGUCACUACUGCUGCAUCCGUUUAUUGGGCAAUAUUUAUUCUAGUGGCUCGUGAAAUAAACCCGUUCAGUCUUCGAUGGUGUGGCUACGUUACCGUCGUACAUAUCUGAAUGAGCCAGGUCGCGCACACCAAAAUGCACAACCUCUCAGGUUCACCGCACACGAAUUGGGUUUGACCGCCAGUAGAGAGACCAGCCUGGCAAG
Molecule: messenger RNA, 1518 nt
Organism: Fomitopsis serialis
Lineage: Eukaryota; Fungi; Basidiomycota; Agaricomycetes; Polyporales; Fomitopsidaceae
Exons: 3
Coding region: 147-1214 (355 amino acids)
Source: RefSeq, a predicted model, not a curated record